UUAACUGCCCUCGUCUGAUACUUUGGUUUCUCUCAACCCUCUUCUGUUCUUGGUUUCUUCUCCUCAAAUCAGAUUCCCAACACUCCCACUGAGCUCAGCUCAGUGUUCAGUCAUGAAGAUAAUCUUGGUCUUCAGCUCUCUUUGCUUGUUCCUCGGUUUACACAGCCAGAGGGUAUCAUCACAAGGACAUGCUAGCACCCCACCCAGAGGUUGGAAUUCCUAUGACUCCUUCUGUUGGACUAUUUCCGAAGAAGAGUACUUGGAAAGUGUUGAUGUCAUAGCUAAGCAGCUACGUCCAUAUGGAUAUGAGUAUGCUGUUGUGGAUUACCUGUGGUAUAGGAAAAAGGUUCCAGGUGCCUAUGUUGAUUCUCUUGGAUUUGAUGUAAUCGAUAAAUGGGGGAGGCCUAUACCUGACCCAGGUAGGUGGCCUUCGUCCAGAGGUGGGAAUGGGUUCACUGAAGUGGCAUCAAAAGUACAUCAGUUGGGUUUGAAGUUCGGGAUUCAUCUUAUGAGAGGAAUUAGUACACAGGCAGUAAACGCGAAUACCCCUAUCUUGGAUGUCACCAAGGGGACUGCUUAUAAAGAAGCUGGAAGAAUAUGGACUGCAAAAGACAUAGCAAUUCAAGCACGGCGUUGUGCCUGGAUGCAAAAUGGUUUCAUGAGUGUCAAUACUACAUUGGGUGCUGGGAAGGCCUUCUUAAAAUCUCUUUAUCUACAGUAUGACGAGUGGGGUGUUGAUUUUGUGAAAAAUGACUGUGUGUUUGGUGAAGACUUUGAUGUUGGUGAAAUAACCGUUGUGUCGGAGGUUCUAAAGCAACUUAACCAUCCUGUGGUGUAUUCUCUCUCACCUGGAACCCAAGCAUCACCUGCUCUGGCCAAAGGUAUAACUGGUAUAGUCAAUAUGUAUCGUAUAACAGGGGAUGAUUGGGACACAUGGGACGAUGUUGGAGCUCAUUUUGAUGUUACCAGGGAUUUUGCUGCUGCAAAUUUGAUAGGAGCAGACGGCUUGCUGGGAAAAUCAUGGCCCGACUUAGACAUGCUUCCCCUGGGAUGGCUCACUGAUCCAGGUUCAAAUGAUGGCCCACAUAGACAAUCAAAACUCACUUUAGAUGAGCAAAGAACUCAGAUGACUUUGUGGUCUAUUGCCAAAUCUCCUCUGAUGUAUGGAGGAGAUGUGAGAAAGCUUGAUGAUGCCACAAUUAGUCUCCUCACAAAUCCUACCUUGCUGGAGAUUAAUUCCUUUAGCUCCAACAAUAAGGAGUUUCCAUUGAUUUCAGGUAGUUCGAGUAAAGGUGACAUCAAGAAUGCUGAUCUGGGUAACACCUGGAAAUCAAGAAGACAAUUAAAAAGUUUGCAGACUUCAGAUUCACAGGUUCUUCAUCUCACUAGCUGUGCAGAUGAGAAAGCAAUUGGGUGGUCCACUAAAGCUCUAGACCAAGAUCUUGAACACAUCUGCUGGAAAGAACACUCGAGAAAGAAAUAUCAGACACCUUUUUGCUUAAACAAGAGAGAAUCUCUUUUGGCAAUGAAAGAGGACAUAAUGUACAAACAGCAAUACCAGGGGAAGGUCAAUUUGUUAGCUAGUGACAGGGAGGACAUGUGCUUGCAUGGUUCUCCAAAACGGAAGCUUACUUCAAACGAGCUAAAGACAAGCUUCUUUUCACCUUGCGAAUGGGAUGCAAAUCAGAUGUGGGAGUUGAACCCCAAUGGAACCUUGGCAAAUAGCUAUUCUGGCUUGUGUGCGACAGUAAAUUCGGUUAAAGGUAAAGCCAAUCCUGUUGGAGUUCGUUCUUGGAUAGCCACCGGAAGACAAGGAGAAAUAUAUGUAGCUUUCUUCAAUCUGAACUCAGCAAAAACUACCAUAACUGCAAAUAAAUCAAACUUGGCAAAAGCACUUCCGGGCUCGAGAGUAAGUGCAGGUUCCUGCAGAGCCAAAGAAGUAUGGAGCGGACAAGACUUGGGGAUCAUAGACAAGGCCAUAUCAUUUGGUGUUGAAUCUCAUGGAACUGCCCUAAUUGUCCUAUCUUGUAGUUAGUGACGAUAAACCUGAUAGGGGUUUAGGGAGAUAUAUGGAUGAGAAAUGAAAUAAAAAAGAAAAUUUGUUUUA
Argentina anserina (silverweed cinquefoil) is the source of this 2107-nucleotide messenger RNA. RefSeq lists its product as uncharacterized. NCBI's taxonomy places the organism in Eukaryota, Viridiplantae, Streptophyta, Magnoliopsida, Rosales, Rosaceae. The coding region runs from base 113 to 2035 and encodes 640 amino acids. The record is from RefSeq and is a predicted model, not a curated record. Gene Ontology annotation, molecular function: hydrolase activity, hydrolyzing O-glycosyl compounds. The transcript is spliced from 14 exons. Gene Ontology annotation, biological process: carbohydrate metabolic process.